CACAGCAUUAAUUAAAUUAGCACUAUUCGAUAAAUUUUAAACUUUUUUUUGAUUUUGUAAUCUUUAAUAAUUUCUUAAUAUAACUUAUACAAAUCAUAUACUUAAAUUUUUUAAUAUACUGAAUAUAAAUCUGCAAAUCGUUGGUUCCAGAAUUCAUACUUUUUAUAUAAAAUCAGUUUUAAAAAACAUAACAUAAGGAUCUAGGAAAAAAUUAAACUAUAUCAUGUCCAGAUAAUUAUAGAGAAGAUUUUUUUUAUUAAGAAAAGCAUCAAAGGAAGCUACCAAAUCAUUUUUAUUUUCAAUAUACAAGCUAUUAAUAUAUUUGUGGACAGACGUUUGAUCCUAAAAGCCAAAAUAAAUACAAAAAUUGAUGCAUAAAUACGUCGUGGUAUGAUAUGUCAUUCUCUUCAUCUAAUACAAAUUAAUUUGCUUAUAAUUUAAUAAAUAAUUUUUACAUAACAACUUCUGCUCUUGUUUUGACAGAAAAUUAACUUUUUAAAACGUAUUUCACGAAAUAUAUCAAUAUCUUGCAUAAAAAAAUUUAAAUAUUUUUUAUGCAAUAAAUUAUGAAAAAUAGUAUAAAUCUUUAAUGUUAAUAAUUAAAUAAUGAUUAAAAAAUUGAACGUAUUUGAAAGCGUUAUAUUAUUGAAAUAAAUUUGAUCUUUGUACGUUCAUUUACAAAAAAUUGUAGAAAGAAAGGGAGAGAGAGAAAGAGAAGAAAUUAUUUUCUCCUUGAAAUUAAUUACAACUUUCGUACGAAAUAUUUUUUUAUAUAAUUUCGAACAAUUUUUUUUUUAAAUUUAAAUGUCAUAUACAAUGUGAAAGAUCAAUAACACUACUCCAAAAUUACAAAUUUCAAUUAAAUUCGCCAUGAAUUGAAAAACAAACGCCAUGGACAUAUGCAAAAUUCAACAAAAAAAAAUAAAAAUGUGAGAUUAGAUCUAAAAUAUAGAAGAUAGUAUCGAUAAAUAUUAUAUCUUUUUUUUUAUUUAUUAUAUUUAUAUUAUGUAGCAAAAAAUCUACGUAAGCAUAUCUAAAUAUUUUAUACAUGUAUACAUGUGUAUGUGUAAUUAUACGUAAUUAUCUAACAGAUGUAUAAAUCUGAUAAAUUGUUUGACAAAUGUGCAGUGAAUGUUGAACCGCCUUCGGUUUAGUAUUAGGAUAGGCAAUACGCCGAGCAGUACAAAAAUUCACUGCAAAUUAAUGUUUAAUUUCAAAUUUAAAAAAUGAUCGCCAAUUUGGAAAUUAUCUGUGGCGUAAUAGUAGUACUCAUUGCGUUCUAUUAUUAUAUAACGGCUCGAAACAAUUUUUGGAAAAUUCGUGGUAUACCAGGACCAGAGCCUUUACCUGGAUUCGGCAAUGUCUUGAAGAUAGUUUUAGGCAAGGAAGCGCCUUUUCAAUUUUUAACGAGGGUGUACAAUGAAUUUAAAAACGAACCUUUGAUCGGAGUAUUUAUGAAAACGUAUCCUGCCUUGGUUGUCAAAGAUCCCGAUCUUAUCAAGGAUAUCAUGAUCAAAGACUUUUACAAGUUUCCUAAUCGAGGAUUCCCAAAAAGUGAUCCAGCAGAUCCACUGACCCAGCAUCUCUUCUUAGUGGAGGCAGACAAAUGGCGGCCAUUAAGAACCCAACUUUCCCCAGUGUUCUCAACGGGUAAACUGAAAGGGACGUUCACUCAAAUUCUUGAUUGCUCCAAUCAUCUUGUGACUUAUAUGGACAAGUUGGUGAAAAUGGGAGAGCCGAUCGACGUACGAGAAGUUACCGCCAAAUUUACCACGGACGUAAUUGGAAGCUGCGUGUUUGGCAUCAAGAUGAACUCGUUGUCGGGAAAGGAGAGCGAAUUUCGCCGAUUCGGAAGACAAAUUUUCGCUAUGAGUUUCUUAAAGAUAUUGAGACUCAGGAUAAAACAAUUCUUGCCGAUGCUUCACUAUUUACUCGUUCGUAUAUUACCAGCGGAUCAAGAAACGAAAAUAAUGUUGAAGUUAACCAAAGACACGUUUAACUUUAGAGAGAAGCACAAUAUUGUCAGACCGGAUUUCAUGAAUAUACUUAUGGAACUCAAGAAACAUCCUGAAAAGGUUCCUACUCUUGAUUUGACAGAUGGUUUGUUAGCCGCGCAAGCAUUCAUUUUCUUUGCCGCUGGUUUUGAGACCUCCUCGACGACAAUAUCCAAUGCUCUGUACGAAUUAGCUUUGAAUCACGAUAUUCAAGAAAAAUUGCGGCAAGAAAUUAAGGAAUUCGAGGCGAAUAAUGACGGAGAGUGGAAAUACGAAACUAUACAAGAAAUGAAAUAUUUAGACAAAACAUUUAAAGAAACGCUAAGAAAGUAUCCAGUAUUGCCAUAUUUGAGCAGAAAGUCAGUCGAGGAUUAUACUUUCGAAGGCACUAAAGUAUCGAUUCCCAAAGAAACAUUGAUCUGUAUACCAAUUUAUCCUAUUCACCACGAUUCAAGUAUCUAUCCAAACCCAGAAAAGUUCGAUCCUGAAAGAUUUUCGGAGGAUGAGGUAAAGAAAAGGCAUUCCAUGCAAUAUUUCCCUUUUGGACACGGACCUAGAAAUUGUAUCGGUUUGCGAUUUGCGACUUAUCAAUCAAAAAUUGGACUAAUUAAAAUCCUCUCUAAUUACAAAAUUGAAAUUUGUGAUAAAACGUUAAUUCCUUAUAAAUAUGAUCCAUUUUCAUUCAUUUCGCUACCAUUAAAAGGUAUAUUCUUAAAGAUAACCAAAUUAGAGAAUUGAUACGAUGUUUCUUUAUUUUGAUAGAAUUUUGUUUAAUGUUAUGAUAUACAUAUUGUAUAUUAUAAACAUUAUAAAAAUAUUAUAUAUUUAUGAUAUAUAUAUUAUAUAUAUAAUUAUUGAGAUAUAUGUAAUUAUUACAAUAGUUGUUAAUUGUGUUAUAAUGAUAUUUUAAGAUGAUAAAAUUGGCAAGCAUUA
This is a messenger RNA of Apis cerana (Asiatic honeybee), 2927 nucleotides long. Its product is annotated as putative cytochrome P450 6a14. Gene Ontology annotation, molecular function: heme binding; iron ion binding; monooxygenase activity. NCBI's taxonomy places the organism in Eukaryota, Metazoa, Arthropoda, Insecta, Hymenoptera, Apidae. The record is from RefSeq and is a predicted model, not a curated record.